GUCGAGAAGGCGAACGGUUGGAAACGUCCGGAAUCGAAGGCAACAGGGAGUUGCGGAUGCCUGAGGCAGGAAUCGACCGACUUUCCCGGCUGACAAUUCGAUUCUGGAUUUUGGUCAUCAACUUUCCAAGCUGUCAACCACCAACCAUGUCGAAGCCUUCCCUCAACCCCAGUUCUCUCCAAACUCGCCUCGCGCAUAUCCUCAAACAUUGGCCUUCCGACGCCGUGCGUCCGGCCUCUGUUUCGGUGCAAAAUUACCUCCAAUCACGCAUCGCAAAGCCUGUAAACGAGUCUACACAGCCGCAAUCUACGCCGGUGUCCACACCAGCACCCAGAGCAGAAAUCUCCGAGUCCUCAGUGAAUGCGCUCUCCGCUCUGCUGGAGAAUCGCUUUGCGCGUCGCUACCCGUUGACGCAGAAGAUCCGAUACCCGGCCAGUGACCCGGAUCAUUAUGACAAUCUCAUUCGCGAGUUCGAGGAGGCACCAAACCGCGAUUGGUUUGGUCGGAUAAAGAAGAGACUCGGUGGUAUUCUGCGGUUGCAGUGA
Molecule: messenger RNA, 545 nt
Organism: Penicillium cinerascens
Lineage: Eukaryota; Fungi; Ascomycota; Eurotiomycetes; Eurotiales; Aspergillaceae
Product: ubiquinol-cytochrome c reductase complex assembly factor 2
Exons: 2
Coding region: 57-545 (162 amino acids)
Biological process (GO): mitochondrial respiratory chain complex III assembly
Cellular component (GO): mitochondrion; Cbp3p-Cbp6 complex
Molecular function (GO): ribosome binding
Source: RefSeq, a predicted model, not a curated record